UUAGAAUUUGAAAAUGGAUGAAAGACAGGUUUAAUCUGUAAAUAACAAAUUUGGGGUGGUUUGUAUGUAAUUGUCCCCUUCCACGUUUGAAGAGACGAACCCCACAGAACGUUGAGUAUUUCCGCCUCGCCCUUCUUCCCUUUCCCUGUUCUUCUUCUUCCUCCCUGCUAAGCUUCUCUCCCACCCUAUCGUGCUCGUCCAACGAAGCCCUUAAGAAGCCUUCCUUUUUUAUUGCUUCCACGGAUAAUUUUCUGUUUGGAGCCGAAUCGGUUUUCAAAAAUGCUGUCUUCCGCAGGUUAUGGAGUGACUGACGGGCGGCGGUUAGAGCUAGCCGGCGACGGGGAGAUAAGACCCAAACGCUCCCUUGCGAGACCGUCGCGUUUUCACGACUUUUUUUUUCCGACGAUGAACUGGAGCGGUCAACGGUUUUUACGCGGUGAGAAACCCAUCUCUGGGGGCAAUGGUUCGGGUGAUCGAUCGACUGAUCCGUAUACCCAAAUAGAGCCCCGAGGAGAUAGAAAAGCUUCUUAUUUUCCUGUUAGUGCUCUUCCCAUGUCGUCUCACACUGGCGGGGAGAAGGAAACGGAGGCGGAGCAGGACAAUGCCCCUUCUACGGCUGCAGAAGAGGCUGCUGCUGCACCGUUGGCUCGUCCGUGGAAUCUGAAGAAACGAAGAGCUGCGUGUCAAGCUCUAUUGGAGAACGGAAGGAACAAGUACAAUUGCUCAUCACCUUCUAAUCCGCCAUUGGGUACAUCUGUUAUGCGAAAUUCGGCGGUCGGUGAAAAUGGCCGGCGGAAGAAAUUUUCUAUUUCAUUAUCUCGAGCGGAGAUUGAGGAAGACUUCUUGGUGUUUAAGGGGACGAAGCCCAGUCGAAGACCCAAAAAGAGACCCAAGGUCAUCCAGAGGCAACUCGAUGACUUAUUUCCUGGCGUAUGGCUGUCGGAGAUUAAUGCAAACAUGUAUAAAGUAGAUUAAUGAGUUGAUUCUUUAUUUUUCUUUUUCAUAGUUCUGCCAGAAAAUUUGAAUCAACAAGAAUAGGAAAUAAUCCUCUAUCCAGAAGAUGCAAGAGGGGGUAUCGCAUUCUGCAUUGUUAGAGUGGAGGCUCUUAAGAAUUCUAAGAUUCUGAUUUUCCAUAGUUAUUGUUAUUUCGUAGCUUCAGUUAGAAUCGCACUUCAGUUUACGACAUUCAUCAGUAAAUUUCUUAGAAUUAAUAUAUGAGAUUAU
Messenger RNA from Phalaenopsis equestris, 1224 nucleotides. RefSeq lists its product as uncharacterized. The record is from RefSeq and is a predicted model, not a curated record. The transcript is spliced from 2 exons. NCBI's taxonomy places the organism in Eukaryota, Viridiplantae, Streptophyta, Magnoliopsida, Asparagales, Orchidaceae. The coding region runs from base 280 to 975 and encodes 231 amino acids.